This is a messenger RNA of Parnassius mnemosyne (clouded apollo), 450 nucleotides long. The record is from the annotation of a GenBank genome assembly. NCBI's taxonomy places the organism in Eukaryota, Metazoa, Arthropoda, Insecta, Lepidoptera, Papilionidae.
AUGAAUAUUUUACUAGCAAUUACUAUAAAAGAACGUCCGAUGUUUACAAUGAAACACACAAUUAUCUUAUUAGUUAUUUACCGAGUGACUCUAAAGAAAAAAGCCUUCUCAGGCCAGCUACCCCAUUGCAAAAGACAGGCUUUUCAGCUAUACCGUCUGGCAGCGCAAUUCAUCCUGAAAUUACAACAGACGCAGAAGCAUUCCGAGCCCAAGCGUACUAUUAGCAGCAUCGAUGUCGACAAAAUCUCAGAAAAAAGGGAGUAUAAGGAUAUUCUAAAGUCAGUUCAGGCACGCUGGACGAUAAUAGACGCCUUGCACUGGGAAAUUGACAGCGAACUAUACGAAGAUAAUGAAGAGUAUGAAGAAAUGUUCAGCAGCUAUGAGCAAAAGUUCAACAACAUGAAGAAAGUCAUCAACAGCAAGAUGUGGUCUGAUCUUUACCGGGAGUAG